AUGGAACACAUCGCUCGGCUACACUACGCGUACCGCAGCCUCCUGCUAUUGUUAGACCAUCUACAGACCUUCCGCCUAGUGAAAGCAGAGUGCAGCCUUCUCCCCUGCUGCCAUGUGGCCGAGCUACGCGUGAUUACCACCGCGUCGCGACAAUUGCCCAACAGUUGCCUGCACGCAGUCGUACUACGCGUCCGAGCCCCGAAUGUCCUCAGGACAAUUAUGAAAUCGACAACCGUCACGCGCUGCACCAUCGCAAAUGAGAUCCUCCGCCGGAGGAAGCAAAUCGAACACGACAAUCGUCACCCCCACAAUCACCCCGAAUACAGCGCCGACCUGAUCAGUAUAUCGAUCGAAGACAUACCGCCCACGAGAACACGCUCCGAGCGAAGGACAGAGCCAUCUGAGUUGUCAACAGCUGACGAGCAGGGCAUCGUAGAGCCAGGUAGCAUUCAUACAAGUGCGCUCAAUAAUACCAGCGCGCCGUCAGCGCAACGUCGGAAGUCGAGCAUGUGGAGACCCGGGCUAUUUGCCAAUCAACAGAACAGUGCUAUAUUUGCAGCGUUGCAACGAGAAGUGGCAGGCAGCGCUCGAAUAACACAGUCUAUACAAUCAGCACCGUAUGAACGAUUGAGUGGAUCUACACAAAACGAGUGCCCAGAUUCACAAGAAGAGGUGCAAAAGCGCGUGGGAACACCCCAGCCAAGAGCACAUCUGCUAAAUGAAAAGGAUCUUCUCGACACUACUUUUCGUUUCCCGCCGACCGAGAACACUUUUAGCAAUCACGAGCAGCACAGCAUAAACUCCGAAAGCAAUCCUCCACGUGCAUACCCAGAGGCUCCGCGGGACUACACAUCACCAGUAUCAGAUAUCACAUUGUUUGAAGAGCCCGUCAUAUGCUCUCUAACCCAGCUAAAAGGUGGCGACGGUCAUCAGUCCUAUGUAUCCUGUGAAGGGGCAGAACAGCAUAGUGAGAACGACGAAGCCUCCCCCACGCCUGUUCCAAGACGUCGUGUACGGCAACAGCACGAACUGCCAAUCAACCCAGCCCUCAGUGCCGCACACUCGCCUUCAAUACCGCUCCGAGCCAGAGCCAAGACGAACGAGGGUAUGCUCCAAUUAUGGGCUAACUCUUCUAAAGAGCCAACUACCAUAGUACCUGCCCAUCGACAUCGACACAAACUCUCCCUGAACCUUCCUGUUAUAACAUCCAUUCGUCGACCUGAUGGCAUUCAGCAAUCUGAGCUCACCCCGGGAAGAACCAAAUCCCCCCGUAGUACGCGGACACGCGAUGCAAUAAGCACCUUGAUGCUAGCAGAGCGAGAACUGGAGUACAAGCACCGGCGUAUCUUCAUUGGCACUGCAUCCCUCGACGAUCUCCUCGAGCUACUAGAAGUCUCUCCCGAGCAUACUACAACUAAAUAUGCAGUAGCGAAGGCGUUCAUGAUCCUGUCUUCCGACGAGCAACUCUACGCACGGCAAUGCUCCAGAAGGCCAGAAGGCUGGGAGCUCGUAUCGAGAGUUACACUAGACCUUACAGAUACCGACUACGUAGCGCAAUCACAAAUCAAGCUAGGAUCAAUAACCCUACGGCAAUUCUUAAACUUAAUACCCUUCGACGAGGAAGAGGUGGAAGCACUGCGUGUCAUUGAAGCGUUUUCUGCGGCUAGCCAUAUGGAUGUGAAAGCUAGUGUUGGCACGGGAAGCAAAGCAAGAGCAUUCAGGAGCUGGAUGGUAAGCCUGGAACACACUGAGCGCUGA
Messenger RNA from Cucurbitaria berberidis CBS 394.84, 1758 nucleotides. RefSeq lists its product as uncharacterized. Lineage: Eukaryota; Fungi; Ascomycota; Dothideomycetes; Pleosporales; Cucurbitariaceae. The record is from RefSeq and is a predicted model, not a curated record. The coding region runs from base 1 to 1758 and encodes 585 amino acids. The transcript has 2 exons.